CUAUGGGUUCUACAUCGUGGAGCUCUGGAGUUACACACCGUUAACUAUCGAUCAACUGCUGUCGCUGUAUCAACAUUCAACAGUAAUUUGACUAGCAGUAGACACUGUACUUUAUAGCUUGAUUUUUACCAAUGUCAAAAGAACGGAAUAUACAUGUGCAUAUCCACGACAGAAGAUAGACUUGCAAUUUGAACCACAAUGGUUGUUCUCAAAGUCAUUUGAUAUUGCAAAGUGAUGGGAAAUAUUUCUAUUUAAAAAGAAAAAUGGCUGAAGAGUCCUGUCCCGUGGCCCUGUCUGAGCUGUGUCUGGCCCAGGUGUGUCUCAGCCUGGACUCCCUCUGCAGUACGCAACCAGAUGGCUCCCUGAGGCUCAGCUGGGCCCCACUGCUCCCACAGGAAAUGGCGGAUCAGCUACUGCACAAGAUGGCUGCCCAGGGCACGCUAAACGACAGAACAGUCGGUAUCUUCCGCAGCUGUGAACAACUCCGUCUGCGCAGAGCUUGUGUCCGCUCCUCCCCCCUCUCUGCAGAGGCCUUCCGUCUGGCCCUCUGCCCUCAUCGGCUGCAGGAGCUGGAUGCUUCUGGGGUCCCUGGGGGCCUCACUGGUGCCCACAUCCUCUCAGGCCUGGCCUCCAACCCGGAGUGCAGAGCCAGCCUGCAGAGGCUCACACUGAGCAGGCUCCAGUUGGGCUGGAUGUCCCUGGAGGUGAAGGAAGAGCAGGUAGGCUUCAGCUCUCUGCAGGGCCUGAGGACACUUAACCUGGCCAACACAGACCUCACAGACCCCUUCCUGGAGGACAUCUGUACUCUCCCACAGCUAGAGGUCCUGGACAUCUCCAGCACCCUCGUCACGGAGCUGAGCGCCCUGCUGGGUUGCCGGCUUACCCUGAGAUCCCUGACUGCCCACGGGCUGAGGCAGCUGGACAUGUCACCCGCCAGAGUGAUCUCCAUCCUUAGCCAGCUCCACGUCCUCAGGCACCUGGACCUCUCUGACGACCGCUUCGUCUCUGCACCACCAUCCGCAGAGAAUGACGAAGGGGGGGAGGGGGAUGAAGCAGUGAGGCUGCUUCUUGAGGGGGGUUCUGGGAUUCUCCCAGCACUUGUGUCUCUGGAUGUGUCUGGAAGGAAGAAGGUGACUGAAGGGGCGGUCACUGCCUUCGUCGAGGGGAGGAGAGGGCUUUUGUUCCUGGGGCUUCUGGCUACUGGGGCUGGCUCCUGUGACGUUCUGUCUGGGAAGAAUAACUUAAAGGUGACCGGCGAGGCCAAUGAGAAGCAGAUCUGUGAAUCUCUGAGGAGGUACAGAGAGAGAGAGUGUUUCACACGCGAGGCCCUGGUCCAUCUCUACCAGCUGACUAACGACAUGUACGACCAGACCAGACCAGACAUCCUGAAGCUGGUGUUGGGAGGGAUGCAGAACUACUCAGAGUCUCUCCAUGUCCAGCUGGUGGCCUCAGCCUGUGUCUUCAACCUGACCAAUCAAGACAUGGCUGUGGGCAUGCCCCACCCCCUGCUCAGCGCAGUUGUGCAUCAGGUGCUGGAAGCCAUGAGAAGCUUCCCCAGCCACCAACAGUUACAGAAGAACUGCCUGCUGGUGCUCUGCAGUGACACCAUCCUUCAGGACGUCCCUUUUGACAGGUUCGAAGCAGCCAAGCUGGUGAUGAACUGGCUCAGCGGUCACGUGGACCGGACCCUGCAGAGGAUGGCUGUGGCCGUCAUCUCCAUACUAGUGGCCAAACUGUCUACAGAGCAGACCACACAGCUGGGGGCAGAUAUAUUUAUUAUGAAGCAGCUGCUGGGUAUAGUGCAACAGAAAGCCAUGGCAGGAGUAGUGGACUCCACUCUGAAGUUUGCCCUGAGUGCUCUGUGGAACCUGACUGAUGAGACACCCACUGCCUCGCGACACUUCAUCCAGUGUCAGGGCCUGGAGCUGUACGAGGAGGUGCUGGAGACCUACUCUUCUGAAUCUUCUAUACAGCAGAAAGUUCUAGGUCUUCUGAACAACAUAGCAGAGGUGGAAGAGCUGCAGGCAGACAUGAUGCAGGAGGACCUGUUGGAGCAUGUAGUGACCCUGCUCGAGGGGCCCCAGGUGGAGGUGGGGGUCAGCUACUUUGCUGGGGGCAUCCUGGCCCACCUUACCUCCAGACAGGAUGCAUGGACCCUAGACCAGGGGCUCCGACAAACCAUACUGGAACAGCUGCAUGCUGCCAUACUGACCUGGGCCCUCCCUGAGCGUGAGAUGGUGUCCUACAGGUCGUUUCGGCCGUUCUUCUCCUUGCUUCAGACCUCUCAGCCUUCUGGAGUGCAGCUAUGGGCUGUCUGGGCUAUGCAUCUCGUCUGCACUCAGAACGGUGAGGGUGUGCAGUACUGCCAUAUGCUCCAGGUGGAGGGGGCAGUGGAACUCCUAAAGACAUUGUCCUCUGACCUUGACACCCACAGCAAUGUCAGAGGGAUGGCAGAGAGCAUCCUGGGUAUGGUGGAGCGCCACCAGACCACCAGCAAUCCCCUGAGAACACAGACAGAAAAGGGACAUCAUGGGAGGUCAUGAUGGAUCUGUGACCCUUGACCCCUUAGUCACAGGUGUGUUAAAAUAUGAAUGGGAUCUGACAUCUCUUUCUGUGUACAGUAUACUAUAUGUGUUUUUUAGUAGUUGCAUUGGUGGGAAUUAGGAAAAUAAAUAUUAAUAUAUUUGUUAAAUGCUCAGAAAGACACUUUUUGACAUCAGACUCCUCAAUACCUAGCUGUAGAAAUCAUUUUUUAACAACAACAUUCUAAAAGAUCACUGGAGUUGUUCUAGAAGUAUGUGACCUGGAUAGUUGCUGCUUUUAAAAAGAAUAGCAGAGCUAUUUUUAGUCGAUAAUUAAAACAACUUUCAAAAGAGACUAGAAUAAUCAGCUCUCCUAAUUAAACAGGAAUGUAACAACAAACGGGUGUACUGUGUGUGUUUGGAGUUUAAAAUCCAAUCUGUCACCAGAGGGCUCUGAGGUGCUGUGUAUAUACCGAUGAUGUAUAUAAACCCUGGAUUGCUGAUACAACAUUUGCGUAACAAGUCACAAUGAGGUGCAUGGACUCAUUCUGUUUACAAGAAUAGUGUUUAACAUUAUUUUUGAAUGACUACAUCAUCUCUGUGCCCCACACAUACAAAUAUCUGUACGGUCCCUCAGUCAAGGAGUGAAUUUCACACAGUUUCAACCACAAAGACCAGGGAGGUUUUCCAAUGCCUCUCAAAGAAGGGCACCUAUUGGUAAAAAAAAAAAGCAGACAUUGAAUCUACCUUUGAGCAUGGUGAAGUUAUUAAUUACACUUUGGAUGAUGUAUCAAUACACCCAGUCACCACACAUAUACAGGCGUUCCUUCCUAACUCAGUUACUGGAGAGGAAGGAAACCGCUCAGGGAUUUUACCAUGAGGCCAAUGGUGACUUUAAAACAGUUAGCGUUGAAUGGCUGUGAUAGGAGAAAACUGAGGAUGGAUCAACAACAUUGUAGUUACUCCACAAUAUCAACCUAAAUGACAGAGUGAAAAGAAGGAAGCUUGUACAGAAUAAAUAUAUUCUAAAACAUGCAUCCUGUUUGCAAUAAGGCAGUAAAGUAAAAAUGUUGCAUGGAAAUGAACUUUGUCCUGAAUUAAAAGCAUUAUGUUCGGGGCAAAUCCAACACAACACUGAGUACCAUUAUUCAUAUAUUCAAGCAUGGUGGUGGCUGCAUCAUGUUAUGGGUAUGAUUGUCAUUGGCAAGGAUGAAAAUAAAUGGAAUAGAGCUAAGCACAUGCAAAAUCCGAAAGGAAAACUUGUUUCAGUUUGCUCUCCAACAGACAUUCACCUUUCAGCAUGAUAAUAACCCGAAAACAAGGCAAAAUACACAGGAGUUUCUUACCAAGACGACAUUGAAUGUUCUUGUGUGGCCUAGUUACAGUUUUGACUUCAAAUCUAUGGCAAGACUUGAAAAUGGCUCUCUAGCAGUGAACAACCAACUUGGGAGAGCUUGAAGAACGUAAAAAAGAAUGUGCAAAUAUUGUACAGUCCAGGUGUGCAAAGCUGUUAGAGAAAAAAGCAUCACAGCUGUA
Molecule: messenger RNA, 4058 nt
Organism: Oncorhynchus keta (chum salmon)
Lineage: Eukaryota; Metazoa; Chordata; Actinopteri; Salmoniformes; Salmonidae
Product: protein zyg-11 homolog
Exons: 14
Coding region: 264-2543 (759 amino acids)
Cellular component (GO): Cul2-RING ubiquitin ligase complex
Source: RefSeq, a predicted model, not a curated record